UAGUUGUGUCGGGGAGGCGGACGGUUGGCAAGCUGAGUGUAUUGGAGGUGUCGGUGUUGGAACGGCAGAUCAAGCGUGGCCUCCGACCGCUGUAGACCUGCUUGCAGUCAGCGAAAGGAACUAACUCAGUGCUUGCGACAUUCCUGACCGACUGCGAAAACAUGAGGAUAUUACCGAUCAUCGUUCUGUUAGCUUGUGUGGCGAUGACUUGCGCUCGUCCCCAAGACGAUGAGCCGAGAGCGGCACCGAACAGGGGAUUAUUGAAGAGAGGUCUUGCUGGAAAAGCUAAAACAACCACCACAACACCGGCUCCAGUUGAGGAGGAGGGAGACUAUGAAGAAGAAGGAGAUUAUCCAGCAGAAGCUGAAGCACAAGAACCUUCAACCGAGCCUCCAGUGUCGUCGACAGAAGGAAAGAAGCUAGUCUCAGGAGCAGUUCGGCCAUUUAGGAGUAACGCUGACUUGUUGGAAGCACUGAAAAGACGGCGGGCUCAGGCUGCUGAAGCAAAACAACAAGGCAACUCUGCUCCAGUAGCUGCCCAACAAACCGAAAGUCAGCCCGAACAGCCAGCAAAAUCAAGUUACAGUAAAAAACGGUUCAACACAGCUACAAGAGAGACCAAGAAUGAAGAUGCCCCAGCUCCAUCGAAACCAAGCCGAGGAAGAUUUGGAAGACCCUCAUCAAGAUCAUAUCAGGAAGCCGAAGGUGAAGAACAGAAUGAUGCCACUCCACCCGCGAGAUCUGGCAGAACAUUUUCAAGAAGAGGAGGUCAAUAAGCAAGACUUCCAACCCUUAUUGCCUCCCCCCAUUCUCAUUUUAUCCCACUAGUGUUAAAGUGAUAUCACUGCCAUCAGAUAUUUAGGUUUGAACUCAAUAGUUCCGAUGAAUUAGUAAUGUUUUUAUAUCAACUAUACUAUUUGUAAAUUAUGUCUAAGUAAUAUUAAUAAAUAAUUUUAAUUUUUAA
This is a messenger RNA of Danaus plexippus (monarch butterfly), 964 nucleotides long. RefSeq lists its product as uncharacterized. The record is from RefSeq and is a predicted model, not a curated record. The transcript has 6 exons. NCBI's taxonomy places the organism in Eukaryota, Metazoa, Arthropoda, Insecta, Lepidoptera, Nymphalidae. Bases 162 to 776 code for a protein of 204 amino acids.